AUGGUAGUAGAACCAGUCAAUGAGGUAGUAGAACCAGUCAAUGAGGUAGUAGAACCUGUUAUCAAAGCUGCAGCUCCUUUCACUAAAGUGUCUGUUCCUGUUGUGUCUGGUCAGGUAACUUCUGUAUUCCAUAAGCAUCUUGAACUGUGUAAGUGUGAUUCUGUUGAUCGUAGUAAGUCUGUUCCUAUGGAGUUUGAGGUUCUUGAGUAUCCCAAUAGUGACUCGUUGUUAUAUUUGUUAGGUAGUGAGUGUUCUCAAUUGUUGUUUGAUGGUAUAUGUGUGUGGAAUUAUAUGUCUGGUCCAUAUCCUACAUCUUUAUACUUUAAAUCAUCUGGUUUUCUAUAUCUGAACUUUGAUCCAUACUAUUAUUUAUAUGUGUAUGAUGGUAAAAGCUGGGUCCUCAAAAAAGAUCUUUCCCAUCGUCCUUCCGCUAAGUUAGAUCCUUCUAUGUAUCCCAAAGAUAUUACCAUUAUUACCGAAAAAACAGAAGAGUCCUUGAAGCUUGUCAAUAAUGAUACCAGUCUAUAUAAUGUCUAUGAUCAUGGCAAUGGAAUGCUCCUAUAUGUAUUCACUCCAAAUGCUAGAUGUGUUGAGGUAAAGUAUCGUGAUCAAACCGUUUCCAAGAGACAACCUGGUGCCUAUCCCACAAGAAUUCUCUUUGAUACUGAAUCUUUAACAUUCGAGUACGAUUUCCAGAAAACUUCUGCAAUCUAUAGACUUUCCGAUUCCGGCUGGUACCUAUCCGACGCCUUUGAUAAACUAGAAAAGAUCGAAAGUGAAAUACCUUCCUGGAUCGCCAAACAAUCCAAUUACAAAUUUGGAUCCAGAAUAUCCCUAUCUAAGCUCAAAAUAUUUACGUCUGACAACAGAAACGGUUCCGGUGCCAAACUGAUACACCUCAAAAGUUCCAUGUUACAUUGUAACAAGUGGAAUUCCGGUUAUUUCUAUCCAGUGAACGGACUAUAUCUAAAACUAGUAUACAACGGUCAUGUAGUCUUCAGGUCCACAGAGUAUCCAUACAGAGGAAGACCUACAGUAGUCCUGUUUGACCUUGAUAAUAAUACCGUAACUGUUUUCUUCAGUUCCAACUUCAAAGUAUCCAUAAAUCACAUAGAUGAUACAGAUAAGGAAACGGUUCUGGUGACCAAGCGUGAAACCAAAGAACCAGAUGCUGUUACAGAACCGUCAGAAAGUGUAUCCGAACCCAUUAUUAGGGCUAAAAAGGUAACUGCAGUAUCAGUUGCAACCGCACCUCCCGCAAAACUAAAACCAGUCUCACUUGAUAUUGAGAAAACAGAAAGUACAGAACAGAUUGAGUACGAUUAUCAAAAUAACUAUCAUACAUACAUACCUAAAGAAAGUCAUGCAUUUUCUAAGGUAUUUCAGGGUUCGACCAUUGUCUGGGAAUGCAAAAGUAAUAUAUAUGCUACUUUAGUCAAGAUUAAACCUAUAAACGGUGUAAUAUUAGUUGCUAUCCAACUCAUAAGCAAUUCAUUCAAACUAUACUCACUCUCAACUGGAAAAUGGUCUGAUCUUACUGAUAAGAGGUAUGAUGUUACUAAACUUAAGUUUUACGGUGAAAGAGAUAAGGAACUCACUUCAUCUGACUUCAAUGUUACCAUAAGUGAUUACUCUUUCUGUUACUUAUUUAACACUGGAGUCAAAUGUAGUAAAAUUAAGCAUGGAGAUCAAGUCGUUUAUAGUUAUGACGAUCAUGAAGAUUUUGGUGAUGUAUCAAUGUUUUCUCUUGGUCUCGUCUCAAACGAAUUCUUCGUCAAGAACACUUCAGGCGAUUUCAAGAAACUAGUUACAAAGGUCACCCCAGUUACUCUUGAUAUUAACCACGCACGCACAACCCGUGAAUUCGAAUUCAGUUAUCAAAAUAAUUAUCAAACAUUCACUCCUAAAUAUGGAUAUGUUUUAAACAAGGUUACCCAGGGAAAUAGUCCAAUUUGGGAGUCAAAAGACAGGACCGUUUCAUUAGUCAGGACUGUGGCUCUCAAGGAAGAAAAAUACACGGCAAUCCUUCUCAAUGGUAACACAGGUGAACUAAUGGCUGCUGAUUUUAUAUUAUUUCACAAGAGUAAUGCUGAACAGACAUGGGUUAAUAUCACUAAUACUAGACAUGAUGUCGCAAAACUCAAGUUCUUUGGCGAUGGCAAUGCCCCACUCAAGAAAUCUGAUUACGAAGUUACCCUUGUUGACUACUCUUACAGAUUCAUAUUUAAAGAUGGAAUCAAGUGUAUAAAAGUGAAAUACGGUAAUGAAGAUGUUUGGAGCCAUACCGAUGACAAGGACUAUUCUAAAAUCACUAGUUUUUCACUAGGCCUUAUUUCAAACAAGUUUUAUGUAUUUAAAAGUGAGUCUGAAUUCAAAAAACUAAAUUUUAAAUCAAAUAUAGAAGAAUCUGAUAAGGCGGAUCCGCAACCUAAGGUUCAAGAGGCUAAACCUGAAACUAAGGAACCAACUAAAGCUGAGAUACCUCAAUCUAAAGCAGCUCCUGUAACAACUGCGACAGAUCCCACGGAAUCUGCUAUUACAACUGGAAAAGCUAAACCAAAGGAAGCUCAAGCUACGACUCCUGUAACAACAACUCAACCAAGUUCUACAUAA
Molecule: messenger RNA, 2613 nt
Organism: Theileria parva strain Muguga
Lineage: Eukaryota; Apicomplexa; Aconoidasida; Piroplasmida; Theileriidae
Exons: 1
Coding region: 1-2613 (870 amino acids)
Source: RefSeq, a predicted model, not a curated record